This is a messenger RNA of Naegleria gruberi, 1434 nucleotides long. RefSeq lists its product as uncharacterized. The transcript has 2 exons. Bases 1 to 1434 code for a protein of 477 amino acids. Lineage: Eukaryota; Heterolobosea; Eutetramitea; Acrasida; Naegleriidae. The record is from RefSeq and is a predicted model, not a curated record. Gene Ontology annotation, biological process: proteolysis; peptide catabolic process. Gene Ontology annotation, molecular function: metallodipeptidase activity.
AUGUCUCGACAAUUACUUAGCAGUGGUGGUUUGUUGAUUGGAGUUGUGUUGUUUGUGGCUACAAUGUUACAAUCAUUUACUACUGAUCAAUAUCAUCAUUCAAUGGUUGAAGCCACUAAAAUAUCAACCAAUGCAUUUCCGAAUAAUUACAAGGAGAAAGUUGAUCAAAUUUGCCAACACAUCAUCAAAGGAGAAGAAAAGGGAAAGCUCUAUGAUUUAUUGGCCUUCUUAACAGAUACUUAUGGCAGUAGAUUGGUUGGAACUGAAGGUUUUGAUUUGACUUGCAAACAUUUUGCCAAACUAAUGCAAGCCAAUGGUUUUGAUAAUGUUCAUACUGAACCUGUUUAUAAUAUUACACAUUGGAGAAGAGGAGAACCUGAAUCAUUAAUCAUGCAUGAACCUAGAUACAUUCCACGUAUGGAAGUAUUGGCAUUAGGUACAAGUCCUCCUGGUUCAGUAAAAUCAGAAGUUAUUGUGCUGAAGAGUUAUGAAGAAUUGGAUCAAUAUGAUGUUAGAGGAAAGAUUGUACUUUUCAAUCUUCCUUGGCAAGGUACUUAUGGUAAAUCAGUAAUUUUUAGAACUAGAGGACCUGCAGAAGCUGCUAAAAGAGGAGCUGCUGCAUGUUUAGUGAGAAGUGUGACCCCAUUCUCAAUUUAUUCAGCUCACACUGGUGGAACUAAUUUCCAAGACGAUGAAAAGAGGAUUCCAGCUGCCACUAUUACUGUAGAAGAUGCUGACAUGAUUGAAAGAAUGAUUAAGAGAGGUCAACGAGUUGUCCUGUCAUUGAAACUCAAUUGUGAAAAUCUUCCACCUCUAACCUCUUACAAUACACUUGGUGAAAUUACUGGAAGUACCUAUCCAAAUGAAGUUAUUGUUGUGGGAGGACAUAUGGACUCUUGGGAUUUGAAUUCUUGUCCUAUGGAUGACAUUGGAGGAAUUUUGACAUUCUAUGAAGGUAUGAAAACACUUAUCAAACUUGGAUUGAGACCAAAGAGAACUAUUCGAUUGGAAGAAUUUGGUGGUGGUCGUUUUGGUGGUAUGAGUUAUGUCAAAGAGCAUGAAAAGGAACUCAAAGAUCAUAUUCUUGCAAUUGAAUCAGAUGCAGGACCAUUUAAACCUCUUGGAUUCGAAUUUACUGGAGGAGAGGAAGGUAGAAAACUUGUUGAACUAAUUGCCAGUACAUUAUUCACAAAUAUCAACACAACACAAGUUACAGAUAAUGGUGGUGGAGCUGAUGUUGAUCCUCUUUAUCAAGUAGCUGGUAUUCCAGUAAUGUCACCUAAAGUAGAAGGAAGUAAAUACUUUUGGUUCCAUCACUCUAAGGCUGACACAAUGACAGUUCUUAACACUGAUGAUUUAGAUUUGGCAGCUGCUCAAAUGGGUGCUUUCUUAUAUGUAGUUGCUGAUAUGGAUGUAAGAUUCCCAAGAAAUUAA